AUUAUAAUAUGAAAGAUGGAAUGAAAUCACAUGCUUCAGUGUUUACAAUAUAUCGGAAAGCGAAGAUUCUUAUGAAUCCAGCUCUUCGACAGCAAUCUAGAGAAGCUCAAAAUGAAUAUUUCAAGUCAAUUAUCGAAAAUAGUGAUCUUGUACAAAAAGAAAAGGAUUAUGCAUAUGUAUUAUUAAAUAAGGAACUUGACAAUAGAAAUGUCUUAGAAGGUGUGG
Racocetra persica is the source of this 225-nucleotide messenger RNA. The record is from the annotation of a GenBank genome assembly. Lineage: Eukaryota; Fungi; Glomeromycota; Glomeromycetes; Diversisporales; Gigasporaceae.